Molecule: messenger RNA, 638 nt
Organism: Oncorhynchus nerka (sockeye salmon)
Lineage: Eukaryota; Metazoa; Chordata; Actinopteri; Salmoniformes; Salmonidae
Product: essential MCU regulator, mitochondrial-like
Exons: 3
Coding region: 38-337 (99 amino acids)
Biological process (GO): calcium import into the mitochondrion; mitochondrial calcium ion homeostasis
Cellular component (GO): mitochondrial inner membrane; uniplex complex
Source: RefSeq, a predicted model, not a curated record
CAUAACAUUGCUGUCCCGCCCACCCCAAACUGGAAAAAUGGCGACAGCUGUCCUGUGGCUCUCACGGAACCUCGUAUCGAGGAAUACGGGGGUAGUAAGCCGUAACAUCGUCUUGAAACCGUCUAACACAACAAGACUGAACCAAUGUCGAAAUGCGGUAUCAACAGCAAAUGGCGGUGUUCAACCAAAGCCGGAUAAAAUAUCCUUCGGCCUUAUCCGCAUGACCGCUGUCGUGAUUCCCUUCCUGUACGUGGGAACGCUGAUCAGCAAGAACUUUGCGGCUCUACUUGAGGAGCAUGACAUCUUCGUCCCUGAGGAUGAUGACGAUGACGACUGAACCUAGGUCAGUGAUGAGAAGAGAGGGUGCUUUGCAAUAAUGAUGGCAUGCCACUAUGAGGAAGGAGAGAGAGAUGCCCCCUACAGGAGAAGAUUGCCCUCAUCAUGAUCCACCUCUCCAUCGCCUUUUUUCUCUCUCUUUCCUCCCUUUUAGUCCCACUUUCACCUCCUUGCCACGGAUUACUACAUAUUAUUUGAUAUCAUUGCGAGGUCACAGCACAGUCAGACUUCACUCUUGCAUGUGUCUUAUUAUUUACUCAAUAAAGAGUCUGUGUGUCAAAAUAAAUAAAAAUAACAACACA